Molecule: messenger RNA, 2679 nt
Organism: Bacillus rossius redtenbacheri
Lineage: Eukaryota; Metazoa; Arthropoda; Insecta; Phasmatodea; Bacillidae
Gene: Hsc70-3
Product: endoplasmic reticulum chaperone BiP
Exons: 10
Coding region: 475-2451 (658 amino acids)
Biological process (GO): endoplasmic reticulum unfolded protein response
Cellular component (GO): nucleus; endoplasmic reticulum chaperone complex; membrane
Molecular function (GO): ATP binding; ATP-dependent protein folding chaperone
Source: RefSeq, a predicted model, not a curated record
ACAUAUAAAUAAUUGAAAAUAGCAUCUAUGAAGUUUUAAACUUUUUUCCGAUAUAUUUUGAAGUCUUUUUGAAACAAAAAUUCAAUUUUUUUUUAAAUUUCUUUGUAAAAAAGUUAUAGUUACACAAUAACUGAAAAUUAUUGUAGUAUUGCAGUCUAUUCCAGAAUUCUCUACUUGUUUUUUGUUUAUAAAUGUAUGUCUCCUACCGCGAAGAGCGUGGACCAAUAGAAAUCAGCCAACUGAUGUUAUAUUGUCCAAUCGAUAUCUCACUGGUGUGCGUCGUUCUACAAACUAGCCAAUAGGAGUAAGCCACGAUCUAUCUGUGGGGUUCUUAUGUGUCGUUAGAGUGUCAGUGCUGUCAGUUUAGCUUUAUUCCGGGUCUGAGUCUAUUGAGAUUUGUAAGUUUGUGACUGGUGUGCAGCUAAUAUUUUGUUGUGGGAGUGGAGUUCUUUAAGAUAAGCAGAAGCUAUCAACAUGAAGCUGUUGAUAUUACUGUUGGGGUUGUCAUGCUUUCUGAAGGCCGGCCUGUCUUCGAAAGAUGAAAAGAAUAAAGAAGUCGGUACCGUAAUUGGUAUUGAUUUGGGCACUACUUACUCGUGCGUGGGCGUGUACAAGAAUGGGCGGGUGGAGAUCAUCGCCAACGACCAGGGCAACCGCAUCACGCCGUCCUACGUGGCGUUCACGCCCGACGGCGAGCGCCUCAUCGGUGACGCCGCCAAGAACCAGCUCACCACCAACCCCGAGAACACCGUGUUCGACGCCAAGCGGCUGAUCGGGCGCGAGUGGUCGGACUCUGCCGUGCAGCACGACAUCAAGUUCUUCCCCUUCAAGGUGAUAGAGAAGAACAGCAAGCCGCACAUCGUGGUGUCUACGGCGCAGGGAGACAAGACAUUUGCCCCCGAGGAGAUCUCGGCCAUGGUGCUCGGCAAAAUGAGGGAAACUGCUGAAGCUUACUUGGGCAAGAAGGUGACGCACGCGGUGGUGACGGUGCCGGCCUACUUCAACGACGCGCAGCGCCAGGCCACCAAGGACGCGGGCACCAUCGCCGGGCUGGUGGUCAUGAGGAUCAUCAACGAGCCGACGGCCGCGGCCAUCGCCUACGGCCUGGACAAGCGCGAGGGGGAGAAGAACGUGCUGGUGUUCGACCUGGGCGGCGGCACCUUCGACGUGUCCCUGCUCACCAUCGACAACGGCGUGUUCGAGGUGGUGUCCACAAAUGGCGACACUCACCUGGGAGGAGAGGACUUUGACCAGCGGGUGAUGGACCACUUCAUCAAGCUGUACAAGAAGAAGAAGGGCAAGGACAUUCGCAAGGACAACCGGGCGGUCCAGAAGCUGCGACGUGAAGUGGAGAAGGCGAAGCGCGCGCUCUCGGCCAGCCACCAGGUCAGGAUCGAGAUCGAGAGCUUCUUCGAGGGAGACGACUUCUCGGAGACGCUCACCCGGGCCAAGUUUGAGGAGCUCAACAUGGACCUGUUCCGGUCGACCAUGAAGCCCGUGCAGAAGGUCCUGGAGGACGCCGACAUGAACAAGAAGGACGUGGACGAGAUCGUGCUGGUGGGAGGCAGCACGCGCAUCCCCAAGGUGCAGCAGCUGGUGAAGGAGUUCUUCGGGGGCAAGGAGCCGUCGCGCGGCAUCAACCCCGACGAGGCGGUGGCCUACGGGGCGGCCGUGCAGGCGGGCGUGCUGUCCGGGGAGCAGGACACGGAUGCCAUCGUGCUGCUGGACGUGAACCCCCUCACGCUGGGCAUCGAGACUGUGGGCGGCGUCAUGACCAAGCUCAUCCCCCGCAACACCGUCAUCCCCACCAAGAAGUCCCAGAUCUUCUCCACGGCCUCCGACAACCAGCACACCGUCACCAUACAGGUGUACGAGGGAGAGCGCCCCAUGACCAAGGACAACCACUUGCUCGGCAAGUUUGAUCUGACAGGCAUACCCCCGGCACCCAGGGGAGUCCCCCAGAUCGAGGUCACCUUUGAGAUCGAUGCCAACGGCAUUCUGCAGGUGUCGGCGGAGGACAAGGGGACGGGCAACCGGGAGAAGAUCGUCAUCACCAACGACCAGAACAGGCUGACCCCCGAGGACAUCGAGCGGAUGAUCAAGGACGCAGAGAAGUUUGCAGAUGACGACAAGAAGCUGAAGGAGCGCGUCGAAGCCCGCAAUGAGCUGGAGUCGUACGCCUAUUCGCUGAAGAACCAGCUGGCCGACAAGGAGAAACUUGGUGCCAAGGUGACUGAUGCGGACAAAACCAAGAUGGAGGAGGCGAUAGACGAGAAGAUCAAGUGGCUGGAGGAGAACCAGGACACAGACACGGAGGAGUACAAGGCACAGAAGAAGGAGCUGGAGGACAUAGUGCAGCCGAUCAUUGCCAAGCUGUACCAAGGCACGGGUGGGGCCCCGCCCCCGGGCGGAGCAGGCGGCAGUGACGAGGACUUCAAGGAUGAGCUGUGAGCAGCACGCCCACAAGACUGAACACUCGUGUUUUUCCAGCAGGUGCAUUUACAGCAGAUCUUUCAAGUGAGCUGUCGAUAGUGGUGGAAACCUUCGCAUCAGCAUUACUUCCGAGGUUAUUUAUUUUUGUUUGUUGGUUAAGAGAAUUGUCUUUUCAUUUUCGAAGAGGCAUUUAUACUGUUGUCACCAUUUAGUGACUGUAUGUUGUAAUAAAAUCUUUUAAUAGUA